AUGAUCCGAGGCGCGGCGCGAGGGCUGUUCCAGAGCGCGCGGCAAGUGCGACGAGCGGCUGCAAAGCAGGCCAACAAGCAGCAGAAGAGCACGCGGACGUCUGCCGGUCGCACUGGCGGCACGCGGCGAACAGCGUGCGAGGAGAGCGUCAUCACCAACCAGCAGAGGCAGGCGUUCGGCCGCGCACGAUACGCGGAGGCGAUGCCGAGGAUUUUGUCUGUGGGCGCCGUGGGGAUGCUGGACGUCGGCGCCAUUGAUGCACUCAACGUGCUGAUGCAAGACCUGGCUGAAGACGACGAUGACGGACGAUAACGGCGCUUCGCAGCGCGUCUAAGUAGCAGGAGAACAUCAGCGUAAUACAGCUUUGAUUUGUGU
Molecule: messenger RNA, 375 nt
Organism: Phytophthora sojae
Lineage: Eukaryota; Oomycota; Peronosporomycetes; Peronosporales; Peronosporaceae
Exons: 2
Coding region: 1-312 (103 amino acids)
Source: RefSeq, a predicted model, not a curated record